AUUCAGGCUGGAGAGAACUCCUCCGUACAGUUUCUGGAAAGUCUAGCCUCUGGGAGCCCUGGAUCGAGGAUACUGUGUGCACCCCCAGAGCACUUUAGAUUCCCCAGCGCAGACCCAAGAUGGGACCGGGACAGGCAGGGGGCGCGCUCCUGCUGCGGCUGCUAAUGCUAGUUCAAGGUAUUUUGAAUUGUCUGGCGUAUAAUGUUGGCCUCCCAGGAGCGAAAAUAUUUUCCGGGCCUUCAAGUGAACAGUUUGGGUAUUCAGUACAGCAGCUUACGAACCCACAAGGCAACUGGCUACUGGUUGGUUCACCGUGGAGUGGCUUCCCUGAGAACCGAAUGGGAGAUGUGUACAAGUGCCCUGUGGACCUACCCACUGCCACCUGUGAAAAGCUGAAUCUGCAAAAUUCAGCAAGCAUCUCAAAUGUUACCGAGAUAAAGACCAACAUGAGCCUGGGAUUGACCCUCACCAGGAAUCCGGGGACCGGAGGCUUUCUAACCUGUGGUCCUCUCUGGGCACAUCAGUGUGGAAAUCAGUAUUAUGCAACUGGGAUCUGUUCUGAUGUUAGUCCAGACUUUCAGUUCUUGACCAGCUUUUCACCUGCAGUUCAGGCUUGCCCUUCCCUCGUGGAUGUUGUAGUUGUAUGUGAUGAAUCAAACAGUAUUUAUCCUUGGGAAGCAGUAAAGAACUUUUUGGUAAAGUUUGUGACAGGCCUGGAUAUAGGACCUAAAAAGACACAGGUGGCGUUAAUUCAAUAUGCCAAUGAGCCGAGAAUUAUAUUUAACUUGAACGAUUUCGAAACCAAAGAGGAUAUGGUCCAGGCCACAUCUGAGACGCGCCAACAUGGUGGGGACCUCACAAACACCUUCAGAGCUAUCGAAUUCGCAAGAGACUACGCUUAUUCACAGACUUCUGGCGGGCGCCCGGGUGCUACAAAAGUCAUGGUAGUUGUGACCGAUGGCGAGUCCCAUGAUGGGUCGAAGCUGAAAACUGUGAUCCAGCAAUGCAAUGAUGACGAGAUACUGAGGUUCGGCAUAGCAGUUCUUGGGUAUUUAAACAGAAAUGCUCUUGAUACUAAAAAUUUAAUCAAAGAAAUAAAAGCAAUUGCUAGUACUCCAACCGAGAGAUACUUUUUCAAUGUGGCCGACGAAGCGGCUCUUCUGGAGAAGGCUGGAACUCUAGGGGAGCAAAUAUUCAGCAUUGAAGGCACUGUUCAAGGAGGAGACAACUUCCAGAUGGAAAUGGCACAAGUUGGAUUCAGUGCAGAUUACGCUCCUCAAAAUGAUAUUCUGAUGUUAGGUGCAGUGGGGGCUUUUGACUGGAGUGGAACUCUUGUCCAGGAGACAUCUCACAAGCCCGUGAUCUUUCCUAAACAAGCCUUUGACCAGGUUCUGCAGGAUAGAAACCACAGUUCGUUUUUAGGUUACUCUGUGGCUGCAAUUUCUACUGAAGACGGUGUCCAUUUUGUUGCUGGUGCUCCUCGAGCAAAUUAUACUGGCCAGAUAGUGUUGUACAGCGUUAACAAGCAAGGCAAUGUGACCGUGAUUCAGUCUCACAGAGGGGACCAGAUUGGCUCCUAUUUUGGCAGUGUGCUGUGCUCAGUUGAUGUAGAUAAAGACACCAUUACAGACGUGCUCCUGGUAGGUGCUCCUACAUACAUGAACGACCUCAAGAAAGAAGAGGGAAAAGUCUACCUAUUUACCAUCACAAAGGGCAUCUUGAAUCAGCACCAGUUUCUUGAAGGGCCAGAAGGCACUGGAAAUGCUCGGUUUGGUUCAGCAAUUGCAGCCCUGUCAGACAUCAACAUGGAUGGCUUUAAUGAUGUGAUUGUCGGUUCACCUGUAGAGAAUGAGAACUCUGGAGCUGUGUACAUUUACAAUGGUCACCAGGGUACCAUUCGCACCAAGUACUCCCAGAAAAUCCUUGGGUCCAAUGGAGCCUUUAGGAGACAUCUCCAGUUCUUUGGAAGGUCCCUGGAUGGCUAUGGUGAUUUAAAUGGGGAUUCCAUCACUGAUGUAUCCAUUGGUGCUUUGGGGCAAGUGAUUCAACUCUGGUCACAAAGCAUUGCUGACGUGGCCAUAGAAGCUUUGUUCACUCCAGACAAAAUCACUUUGCUCAACAAGGAUGCUAAGAUAACCCUAAAGCUCUGCUUCAGAGCAGAGUUUAGACCUGCUGGGCAAAACAAUCAAGUAGCCAUCCUGUUUAACAUGACGCUUGAUGCGGACGGACAUUCAUCCAGGGUAACCUCCAGGGGGGUGUUCAGAGAAAACAGUGAGCGAUUCUUGCAGAAGAAUAUGGUGGUAAACGAAGUGCAGAAGUGUUCUGAGCACCACAUUAGCAUACAGAAGCCCUCUGAUGUUGUCAACCCUUUGGAUCUGCGUGUGGACAUCAGUUUGGAAAACCCAGGCACUAGCCCUGCCCUCGAAGCCUAUUCUGAAACUGUCAAAGUCUUCAGUAUCCCUUUCUAUAAGGAGUGUGGCAGCGAUGGAAUUUGCAUCUCUGACCUGAUCCUGGAUGUCCAACAGCUGCCAGCCAUUCAAACUCAAUCCUUUAUUGUCAGUAACCAAAACAAGAGGUUAACAUUUUCAGUCAUCCUGAAAAACAGAGGGGAAAGUGCAUACAACACUGUGGUCCUGGCCGAGUUUUCUGAGAACUUGUUUUUUGCUUCUUUCUCCAUGCCGGUCGAUGGAACAGAAGUAACAUGUGAGGUUGGUUCAUCGCAGAAAUCUGUUACCUGUGAUGUGGGAUACCCUGCCUUAAAGAGUGAACAGCAGGUGACUUUUACCAUUAACUUCGACUUUAAUCUUCAAAACCUCCAGAACCAGGCGGCCAUCAAUUUCCAAGCCUUCAGUGAGAGCCAAGAAACAAACAAAGCAGACAAUUCGGUCAGUCUCACGAUUCCUCUCCUGUAUGAUGCCGAACUUCACUUAACCCGAUCCACCAACAUCAACUUCUAUGAGAUCUCUUCGGAUGAGAACGCUCCUUCUGUCAUCAAGAGUGUCGAAGAUAUUGGUCCUAAAUUCAUCUUCUCCCUCAAGGUAACAGCCGGAAGUGCCCCAGUGAGCAUGGCAUUGGUGACUAUCCACAUUCCUCAGUACACCAAGGAAAAGAACCCACUCCUGUAUCUGACUGGGAUACAAACAGACCAGGCUGGCGACAUCAGCUGCACAGCAGAAAUAAAUCCACUCAAGCUACCACACACCGCCCCUUCUGUAUCUUUCAAGAAUGAAAACUUCCGGCAUACGAAAGAAUUGGACUGCAGAACCACUUCCUGCAGUAACAUCACCUGCUGGCUGAAAGACCUUCACAUGAAAGCAGAGUACUUCAUCAAUGUGACAACCAGAGUUUGGAACAGGACCUUUGCUGCUUCGACUUUCCAGACUGUGCAGCUGACAGCAGCGGCAGAGAUCGAUACACAUAACCCUCAGCUCUUCGUGAUUGAGGAAAAUGCUGUCACGAUUCCCCUCAUGAUAAUGAAACCCACGGAGAAAGCAGAAGUACCGACAGGGGUUAUCAUAGGCAGCAUAAUUGCGGGAAUCCUUUUGCUGUUGGCUAUGACUGCAGGUUUGUGGAAGCUCGGCUUCUUCAAAAGACAAUAUAAGAAAAUGGGCCAAAAUCCAGAUGAGAUGGAUGAGACCACAGAACUCAACAGCUAAACCAUCGGCGGACAGCACGGUGUGGGGGCUAGCGGCAUCCCUGCCAGGGCUCGCUGGUGUGGUGAAUGGACUUCUAUUAAAGUCCACCUUUAAACAAUUUAAUAGGUAAACUAGCCUGCUCAGUUGGGGAUGGUAAAAUUGUGGGUGGUGUGGUUAGGGGUAGAAAGACCAAAGACAUCAUAUAGAAAGGGGAAAAGUUAUCUUCAGACUGGCUAGUCCAGCGUUUACCUUCUAACAGGGCGAUGGGAUACUUCUAGACAUGACAAACCUUCAAGAAAAUGGAAAUGUUUUUCAGAUUUGGGGGUGGAAAAGUGCAUAGGGAAUGUUCUUUUUAAUUUGCUUAUCAGUAACAAUUAAAGUGGAAAGUACCUGGUGUGUAUAUUAUACAUAAUAUAUAUGUUAUAUAUUAUCAAUAUAACAUAUAUAUUAAACAUAUAUAAUUGACAUAAAUGAUAAUAGGUUAUAUAUUUAUAUGUAUGUAUAUAUGUAUAUGUAUAAAUAUACUGAGUACUUUCUACAGACAUAUAAUAAUAUUGUAAUGAAAAAAUGAAUGUUUGUUGACAAGAGAGACAACCAGCAUAGAUUGUUUUUCAAUUUAUGCUGCUCCUCAAAGGAUGCCACAGAGAUAGAUAUCUUUAAUUGAUAAUCUUAUUUAUUAACUAAGUUUAAAAAAAAAAAGACAGUAAUCUCAGCUACCACUCAGGAAGCUGAGACAGGACCUGGAGUCUGAGGUCUCCCUGAGCUGUAGCAUGAGUUCAAGGCUAUCCUGGAGGAUUUAAGGAGACCCUGUCUAAAAGCAAAGGAAGAAAUGACCCCUGGGACUUAGCUUAAUGGUAGAGUUCUUGUUUAGUGGCAUCUUAAAAGAAAUGAAGUAGAUAAAAGGUAUGCUUUCUUACUAUGAGCAUGCUUGAAAUGCUCGGAUAACCAAGAGAACCCUUUUAUUUAACUAACCUGCUCCCCUUUCCUGCUGCCUCUGUGACAGAAACCCCUGCAGCCUGCCUUUCUCCCCGGCAGUUAUCCACUUUCCUCUAUCCACCGCCUACAUCUCCUACAGCAUGGAUACCAACCCAACGCCACCCCUACACACACACACACACACACACACACACACACACACACACACAAUUCCAGGUGUUGAGCUGAGAAAGUCCUCUGUUUAUCUCCCACACCUGUGUGAUUAUACACCCCUAAACUUUAGGGAGCUAGUUUCAUUUGCUGCUAAACAAGUAAUUAAACUACACCUGAAUUUGUAGCUGUUACCUGUUAUAUAUAAAAAUAAUACAUAAAUGGAAAGGCUCGGGAGGGGUUGUAAGCUGGAGCAGCAGCAGAAAUCACUACCUUGGCAGGAACAUCCUCUGUACUGGGUUCAGGUGGGCACAACUCUUCAGCCCUAACUCUUGAAACUCUGGGUUGACAGAAGGGCCAACAGCCUACAUUUUGACAACCUCUCAGGCCUUGUGAUGUAAACAGACUCACUCCAGGGAGGAGUGGUCCUUUCCUACCGUUUGCCCCUCAUUUCCCAGACUAGACAUUCUCUAGAAGAGAGUGGGAACAGGGGGGUUCAGGGACAGCUGUAAAACUCACUUUGUCACACACUUUAUGCAAAAAGCUUUGGCCUGGUCUCUAGGAACUUCAUUGUUCUCCUUAUGAAAGAGGAAGUCAGGGUUAGGGCUAGCCAGUGACUCAAUCUUAAAAGCCACCCUUAAGAAUUUCUACAUCCUCCAAAAAUAAGACCUAGAGAUGUCAGAGAAAAAAACAACUUGUCCACGUGUGGAUGGAUGGCUCUGACUGCCUUCGUGCCAAGCCCCUGGGUGGCAGUCCAGAGCUACUUGGACCACUUAAUGGCUCACUCCAGCCUUGAUAAAGCCAAAUAAACAAGGAAAAAAAAUAUUAGCUGUAAAUGUCAGAGAGGUACAGCAAAAACAGCUUGGUACUCUUUUAGUUACGUGAUCCAGAUUCUUUUAACGGCUGUGUCAUUCUAACCAAAAUUUUAAAGGGUGCAGAAACCAGUCAUUAGGUUGCUAGAGAAUAUUUCACACAGCAUGUUAAUUUAUUGCACACUCGUGUGUAUGUGUGUGUGUGUGUGUGUGUGUGUGUUAGCCUGGUUACAACUAAGACUCAGACACAGUCCUGUCAGCCAUUUCUCAACCCACCCUCAGCGCUUUGAGCUUAGCAGUAUUGUAGUAUUGCCAUUUUGAAGCAGACAGUUUUAGGAGAGAAAGGGCUACCUCACACCUUGCAAGGUUUUAAGCAGCCAUCCCUGGCCUCUACUGACUCCUUCUCCCAUGAUUUUGACAAUAACAAAUAUCCCCAGGUCUUACUAAAUGACUCCUGUAUUUUUCAAGGAAUUUUAAGCAAAGAUGUUUCUAAGAAAUUAUUGGGGGUCAGGUAGAUUGUAUUUGAGAGGAAAUUAUGUGGUCCAUUCAACCACAGCUUUGCUUUAUAGGACUCAAAGUUGUCAGGGUAAAAUAUACAUCUCAUAAAUGGUAGAUCACAAAAUGUGAUCUUAAGAACCUGAGUGGCUUCUUGCAUGGCCACCACACGACAGCAACACAGUGACACAGUCUAAUAAAGAAAUGGGACUCACUUAAAAGUCACACAGCACUCAUUGUAGCAGCAAGCUAUGACCGUCUAACUGGGCAGAUGCCUUUCUAGUUAGCAGUGUUAUUUUUACACGACAGUGAAACUUGCCUCUUUAACUGUGAAGAAUAAAGACAACUAGGCCAAUUUACUCUAGUCACCUCAGUGAUUAUUCCUGAUACAUAGCUGAACCCGACAUGUGAAAAUCUCACUAAGAUUUCAUUGAACAGAAGGCAGGAUUCUCAGCUGAGCUCCCUCAUCUAUCUCCAUGCACACAGAGAACAACUCUACACACAAAAGGGACUCACCCUUCAUGUACUUUCAGGAAGGGCGGAGCCAUCAGCAGGAAAAACAUCCAGAGGCAAAAGAUAAACAUGGGGGGAAAGUUGGAAGUACAAUAUUUACUACUUUAAAGUAUAAAGACAUAGCCAUUGUGUAAAUAUAUAGAUUGUAUUGUUUGUACUUGAUUUUGGCAAAGGAAGCCGAGACGUAAAUGUAUAUAUUGCACAGCUGUAUUAGAAUUGUCUAUUUUUUAAAGAGGAAACUGUCCUAUUUCUCAACUGAUAAGUACUCCUGGUAAGAUGUAAUAUUUGCUGGUUUUAAUUAAAUGUGUCUUGUCAUUUUUCUCUCCACCAAAAGUAUAUAAGAUGGAUGUAUUUCCUUGUGUAUCAACUUAGUGAAUUUAUCUGACUUCUUAAAAACAAUCAAACUGUAGUAAUUGACAUAAAGAAAAGCCCAAGAGCCAGACAGAAACGUUUUAUUUAACUGUAAAUCAUCCUUUUCAUACCCUGUUGUUAAGUAUCAUUAAAAGUGUUUUGACAGUA
Molecule: messenger RNA, 7060 nt
Organism: Mus musculus (house mouse)
Lineage: Eukaryota; Metazoa; Chordata; Mammalia; Rodentia; Muridae
Gene: Itga2
Product: integrin alpha 2
Exons: 30
Coding region: 120-3656 (1178 amino acids)
Biological process (GO): response to hypoxia; collagen-activated signaling pathway; hypotonic response
Cellular component (GO): integrin complex; membrane; perinuclear region of cytoplasm
Molecular function (GO): laminin binding; integrin binding; collagen binding involved in cell-matrix adhesion
Source: RefSeq, marked validated